CUGGGAGAGCAGCACAAGAAGCUGUAUGAUACGACGUGGAUCUCUCUCAAGAAUCUCCGGCACACGCCCAGCCACGACUCGACAUUCUGGGCGGAAUAUGCGACCACUGGAAAGCGUUGGCCCGAAAUCAUCUCGAUGCAAGCCCACGCAGAACUGCUGAGACUUCUGGACGAUGACCCUCACAACAUUUCGUGUUCAGAAGAUUGGGUACUCGGUGGCGCAUCGGACAAGUAUCAGAUCAGAUACCUGGCCCACUGUCAGAUCAGUGACAUCGCCGCCAGACACGCCAGGAGCUCGAGGCAUGGCGACGACAGCGAGAGCCUUAUUCGCCUUUUCAUGGAAUGCAAGGAUGGUUUGGGCGUCUUCCUCGAUGAAUUCGACGUCGAAAUAUACGGCAAGUACGAUGUCAUGUUUCGUCGGAUGCUGGCCACGUACUUUCCGGAGCCACUCCGACCAUUUCGUGGCACCAGCACCGUAUGGGAUCCCGUUCUCGGUGAACGGGCGGAUUCGAACAGCAGCCCGGUCUUUCAUUUGUAUCCCUGGAGACAGGCCGCUAGCAUGGAGAAGAUUUUCAUCUCGGGACCACCCGUCGACGUAUUCUCCCCCCAGAACGGGCUCUUUCUUCGUAAACCUAUCCAAAGAGGCCUGGAGCAUGGAAUCAUUGCCAUCAUACCGGACGUGGGCGUGGACAGUUCGUCAACGGAGUUCAAACAGAGGUUGGUAAGAUGGUGGCAGAGUCCCGUCAAAGAGUACCAGAUCGUCGUCAUCGACCCGGAACACCCUGCGGCCUUUGAACCCCUUUAUCUUCAAGCGAGAAGACGGCUGCUUGACUUUGAAGAGCGCAAGUUGGUAUUUAAUGGCGACUUCCGCCCAGACGUCAGGUGCAUGUGGUGGGCUUUCCUCUCUGCCGUCACAGUUGCAGCCUGGCGACGCAAGGGUCAUCCCACAGAGGCGGGAAGAAUCAACAGCGCCAUACGAAAUGCUAUGCGAUACUGGGGUACGCCGCUGGGCUUGAUCAACAAUAACGUGGUGAGCUCGUUCAUGGCGACCAUUGCGGAGAGUACGGAGAACCUGUUGGACGAAGACCAACAAUUCAUGAAGCAGUAUGAUCGGGAUGAUUUGGGCGUGGCGGUCGUUGCCUUCGAACGUGCGAACGCUUUUAGGGACGAGAAGGAAAACUGUGAUUAUCAGUAUGAAGACGAUGACGAGGAUAUGUUCAAAUAUGACACGUAG
Messenger RNA from Colletotrichum karsti, 1233 nucleotides. RefSeq lists its product as uncharacterized. The transcript has a single exon. Lineage: Eukaryota; Fungi; Ascomycota; Sordariomycetes; Glomerellales; Glomerellaceae. The record is from RefSeq and is a predicted model, not a curated record.